Helicoverpa armigera (cotton bollworm) is the source of this 1588-nucleotide messenger RNA. Its product is annotated as facilitated trehalose transporter Tret1. Gene Ontology annotation, molecular function: transmembrane transporter activity. Gene Ontology annotation, biological process: transmembrane transport. The coding region runs from base 38 to 1588 and encodes 516 amino acids. Gene Ontology annotation, cellular component: membrane. Lineage: Eukaryota; Metazoa; Arthropoda; Insecta; Lepidoptera; Noctuidae. The record is from RefSeq and is a predicted model, not a curated record. The transcript is spliced from 8 exons.
AUAUUUAUUUUGAAAUAGAAGUUAUAAUUAAUUCAAAAUGGUGUACAAAAUAACAGAAAUAAAGGAUGUGCCUCUCCCUGUUAGCAGGAUAAGAUCGGUAACUGCACAACUCAUAGCAAGUAUGGCACCGAACCUGCUACUCCUGGAUUUGGGCAUGGCCGUCAGUUUCGCCACCAUAGUGAUACCAGACUUACUGAACGCACCAGGCAGUUUGUCAUUCACAGACAGCGAAGCGUCAUGGUUUGGCAGUCUUUCAUUUCUGACGCAGCCAUUCGGAGCACUACUCUCCGGACCAUUAGUAGACUAUGUCGGAAGAAAGAGAGCUACAUUCCUGGUCAACAUACCACAUGUGAUAGCCUGGAUCCUCAUGUAUUUUGCCUGGAACGUUCCCAUUUUGUUCAUUGGGAACGCACUGCUGGGCAUAGGAACUGGGAUCAUGGAAGCACCUAUCAACUCUUAUGUUUCAGAAAUCAGUGAACCAUCAGUGCGUGGAGCGUUAUGCACCGUCACCCAGUUGUUUCUGUCCAUCGGCAUAUUUGCGAUGUACUUCCUCGGGUCUGUGGUGACGUGGCGGGUUGCAGCCAUCAUCUGCAUCUCCAUUCCUUUCACGUCUAUGCUCCUGGUUGUUAUAGGUGCUGUCCCAGAUACACCAGUUUGGUUGCUCUCUCAAGGUCGGGAGAAAGAUGCUCUGAAAUCCUUAUGUUACCUCCGAGGCUGGACCACAGCGGAUAACGUGAAGGAAGAAUUUGAUGAGCUCGUGGUAUACUCCAAGAGUUUGGAUGGCUGCGUCAUCUGUUGGAAGGAGAAACGAGAUGAGUCUCAAUGUGAUCACUAUGAGAUGAAUGUUUUUAAGAGGUUCUUCACCAAGUUCAACAUAGUGAUGCUUUGCAAGGAAACCUUGAGGCCUCUAACCCUCACGAUGCUAUACUUUACCUUCGUCGUCAUGAGCGGUCUCACUCCGGUCAAGCCAAACAUGGUCAAUGUCUGCUCUGCUUUCGGCAUGGCAGAUGAUAGCAAGAAUAUUGUCGUAAUGGUAGGAGUAAUAACACUUAUAGCAAGCGUUGUCGUCAUUGGCAUAAUAAAGUCCGUCGGCAAACGCAAACUGGGCAUAUCUUCCAUGUUCGCAUCAGGUGUAUGCUGUACCGUGCUCAGCAUCUAUGCCGGAGCUAAUCUAGCUGAUACCGUGUCUUCGUAUGACCCAAAGACGUUCCCAGAAGAGAAGAGUGUGGUGCCGUUGAUAUUCUUCUAUCUUCUCACUAUAUUUACUGGGUUUAAUGUGUCUUGGGUUAUACUUGGAGAAGUGUUCCCUUUCAGGAGUCGAGCCUCAGCCCAAGGCACGGGAGCAGCCUGGAACUACGUGGUCAUGUUUAUCGGCUCGAAGACCUUCAUAGACUUGGAGACCCACUUCAGGCUCACGGGAGCCUUCGCCACAUACGCAGCCUUCGCUUACCUCGGCACCAUCUACCUGUACUUCUUCAUGCCAGAAACUGAAGGAAAAUCCCUUCAAGAAAUCGAAUCAUACUACGAAGGAAGACUCAGGAUAUUCGCCGACGACUGGUUCAUAAACAUAUUCAAGAAAAAGAAAUAA